AUGUAUAGCUGGGACGACCAGGAGAUGCGACAUGUUCGACCAGUUUUGUUCGCUCAGCAUGGAGCGACGCUGGAACAUGUUUUUGCGGAGACGAAGAUGAAUGAUUCGUGGGAGUCAGGAGACUUCCUAGAAUUGAGGAGGAGAGCACCCCGACUAAACAUCUUGCAUGCAACACUGCGAUUAGUUCCGGCGGAGGAUGGCAAGGGUGAAGGCACGAUAUGGCCAGACGUUCCACCAACAGCACCCAUCGUGAGAUCCGGCCCAGCGACACUUCUUCCCCCCGAGAAACGAAAACUAAAAAGGUUACAUUCUUUUGGCCUCGCGCGGCUCAAAUCCUUGCUCUCUCACCCAAGCGGACUGCGAUCGGUGGAGCCUGUCAAAACCUUCGUCUCUUCCUCGCUAUCGCCAUACCCAAGCGCAGCACCCACAUCCACCACCAUAAGCGCCCAUGACGCGUUGACUUCCUUUGUUCACUUACGUGGCCUCUACCUCCGUGCCAAAUCUCACGCUGACUCCUACCAAUUCAUCAUGGAUGAUCGCGAUCCGUUCCGCUGCGGUUCGUCACUCCUGAAGCACGACGACACUACUUCGUUCCUGCUGCGCACGUGGAACGACUUCAAGCCCGACAGCCAGAUUGAGAAGAUCGAGAUUCUGUUCUACGCACCGACUGGAAGCGACAAGCGCUGCAAAUGCCGCCUCCAAGAAGAGUGGGUGCGCUGA
Molecule: messenger RNA, 720 nt
Organism: Parastagonospora nodorum SN15
Lineage: Eukaryota; Fungi; Ascomycota; Dothideomycetes; Pleosporales; Phaeosphaeriaceae
Exons: 1
Coding region: 1-720 (239 amino acids)
Source: RefSeq, a predicted model, not a curated record